GAGAGAGAGAGAGAGAGAGAGAGAGCGCAUCUUCACUGGUCUCUGCCUCAUCCAUCCUUUCAUCCCCCUCUGGGUCUCCAGUGCGUGUUCUCAUCACCGGUGACUGUGCGGGUGGAUUAUCAGCAGGACCGGGAGACGAGACGCAGAAGAUCCACACCAUUGGGAGGGGGGGAUUCACCGUUAUUCUUCCUUCAGGGAUAGGUGGCCUCUACUGAAGAACUGUCAGGCAAAGCAUCAGGUGCUUCUGCUACUGGUACGCACAUCAGGACAUCACAUGCUUUUGUGUGAAGCCACCAGUCAAGGAGGAAUCAUUCUGCUGCAUGGAACAAGAACCAGUUCCAGUAGGAUCAUCCUGCCACACAGAACAGGAAGGCAGAAGAACUAUCUGGCCACAGAGAAUCAUAUCAGGAAAGAACCAUUUGUCCACAGAACAAUCGGAAGAAGAACCUCCUGGCCACGUAAAACCAUUCAAAGGAGAACAUUUUGGUCUCUCACAACCAUCCAAAGAAGAACCUUCUGGCCACUUAAAACCACCCAAAGGAAAACCUUUUGGUAGGUCAGAACCAUCCAAAGAGGAACUAUCAUUUCUCAAAAGGCCCUCACCCAGCGACUGCUUGGGCUCAGGGAGAGGUGCCCACCAGUCAAGCCAAGGGCUGUCCUCUCUCUCCCCUUCAUCACUGCAGCCUAUGGCAAAGCCAGCACACCACCAUAGCCAAAGGGCCAACAAAGUAACCUUGGGAAGUUUCCUUUUAACUUGAGCGUCACCAGCAAUAUUGUUUUCCUCUACUGUACAGAAGUUAGCUUGUAGAGUUAACAUUUCCUGGAAGACAGGCAUUAGGAGAGUCUCUGAGUCUGCUGUUCAGGCUGGAACCAGUCUCACCAGGCAGCUCAUCAUCAGAGUUACAUGGAGUCUUGCUGUGCUCUCGCUGGACAGAACAUGACUAGUGAGGCCUCUUGCUAUAUCUUCUGAGGAAGCAUACCAGCACAGUGACACGAUGAUGAUGAUGAUGAUGAUGAUGAUGAUGAUGAUGACGAUGACGAGGGGGUGUGGGCCACACGGCGCCGUGCUCUGAGAGACACAAAGGACAGAGCACGGGUGCUGCUGGUGCUGGUGCUGGCACACCGCUCACAUGAUGGCCAGAUCUGGGCCCGGUCCAAUGGCCGGUCCCGUGACCUACCCACCGCCACCCAACGCCACCACACCACCAUGGGUGACACCCACGCGACCCACGCCGCCCAACAUGGAGGUGGUGACGGACUCGCAGUCGCAGAUCAAGGACCUGGUGGGCCUCUUCUGCAUGGUGACCCUCAACCUGGCGGCGUUGCUGGGCAACACCGGCUUGAUGGUGGCCAUCGCGCGGGCACCGCACAUGAAGAAGUUUGCCUUUGUGUGCCACCUGUGCGCCGUGGACCUGCUGUGUGCCAUCCUGCUCAUGCCCCUGGGCAUCAUCACCAGCUCGCCGUACUUUGACACCGUCUCCUUCACCGUGCUGGAGUGCCAGGUCUUCAUCUUCCUCAACGUCUUCCUCAUCUGUGCCUCCAUCUUGACAGUCACAGCCAUCAGUGUGGAGAGAUACUACUACAUUGUGCACCCCAUGCGCUAUGAGGUCAAGAUGACCAUCAACCUGGCGGUGGGCGUGAUGGUGCUGAUCUGGGUCAAGUCCAUCCUGCUGGCCAUGGUGAGCCUGUUUGGAUGGCCUGCGUACGGCCACCAGAGCUCCAUCGCGGCCUCCCACUGCUCCCUGCACUGGAGCCACAGCCGGCUGCGCAAGGUCUUCGCCGUGCUCUUCUGCACCCUCUGCUUCGUGCUGCCUGCCGUCGUCAUCUUCGCCGUCUACUGCAACGUCUACAAGGUGGCACGUACAGCAGCGGCUCGUCAGCAGGUACAAGUGCCCACCUGGGUGGCCAAUGUAGCGGGCAAGAAGGCGCGACGCAAGGACUCUGUGAACAGCCAGACGACCAUCAUCACCACCACCCCACACAGCAGCUCCAGCUCCAGCUCCUCCAUCGCCAUGGGCCGCAGCCUGCCCCAGAGGCUCUCCUCAGAACGGGUGUUUGGGGGUGGCAAGGCAGCGGUGACCCUGGUGGUGAUCGUGGGCCAGUUCCUGGUCUGCUGGCUGCCCUACUUCACCUUCCACCUGCACCUGUCCCUCUCCACGCCCCUGCAGAGCCCAGGGGACAUUGAGGAGGUGGUCACCUGGCUGGCCUUCUCCUCCUUCGCAGUUAACCCCUUCUUCUAUGGCCUGCUCAACCGGCAGAUCCGCGAGCAGCUGGUGAGACUGGGCCGGUGCUGCGGGGCGAGCCGGCCCGUGGAGCUGGGCGGGGGAGGGGGCGGCACCACGUCCUCCCUGAGCCAGGAGGGCGGCUCCCUCCAGGAGAACUUCCUUCAGUUCCUGCAGAGGACCGGCAGCAGCGCCACGGCAACGGCCACGGCAGCAGUGACAGUAAUGGCAACAGACGAGGCCGAGACCACACGCACCACCAGUGCAGCCUGCUCCACCCCGCGGAACACGCUAGAAGAGCAAGGUGUCAGGAUACCUGGACAGAUACCAGAGGAAUACAGCUGAGAUACACUACUAUGCUCUCCUUCCUCUAACCUGCAGAGUUGGUAUUCUUGGUGGACUAAAGAGAGGACAUCAGGAUACGCCAACAGAUCUCAAGGAAGUACAUCUGGGAUAGACAACACUCUCUCUCUCCCCUGUCCUGCAGUAUGUAUAUUCCUAGGGGACAAAAGACUGCCAAAAGAGUGCCAGGUCCCCCAGACAGCUCCCCACAGUUUGAAUGGCUCUCAAUGCGUUCAUUUUUAACUUUUUAAUGAAGGUGAUAUUUUCACCAGGGUCUCUGGUUGAGACAGCCCUAUCCACGUUGCUGCCUGAUGGGCUGUGUUGUUGUGCAUAUGCAUUACUGUUCAUGGACAUAAGACAGGUUGAUAUCAGGCUCACCACACACACCCCAGAUGAAAACAGGACCCCAUAGGUCUGCAGUAAAAAAUAUGCACACUGUAUUUUAAAUGUUCACUAAAACGUCAGAAACAAAUCCCAGACUAAAGAGCUUGGUCUCUGGGCUGUGUGUUGUCCAAAAUGUUGUUUUUUAAUUCCAUAAAAGACAAGGUAACAUUUCAACGUUGGGCCCAGGAUGACAUACCGUAUAGUACCCACCCUCUCAUGACUGUGCAGAAAGACUCUCUUUCUCCCACAAUUGCUUCCAAAAAAGUAUUUAUUUCAUAGAAAAGGCAGCAGACAAGGCAACAUUUCAACCACAGUGUGAAAAGAAAUGGCACCCUGCCACACCUACAAUGUUGUUCAGCCGUUUGAGGUUAACUCUAAGCCAGGGUAACAACAGCCUUUUUUGGAUGAUACUUUACCGGCAAAGAUGCUGCGUGAGAAGGUUUGCCUCAUGAGAAAUGUUGGAGUAUACUGUCUGUACACCUGUAGCUGACCCAUAGAUGCCAGUGUUUGGAGCCACUGAUGGAGCAUUUCAAUACAGUUUUCCAUACAGUAACCCAUGUGGUUGCGUCAUUCCCUCAGCAAAGGAUGAGACCUGCCAUCCUGGCCAAAAGACGCUUUUUGGACCAACUAUUUUUCUUUGCCGAUUUUGCAUAAGUUUAUGGAGCAUUCAUUUAAAAAUUGGUGGUGAUGUUUACAUACCAAACCGUUAUCCUGUAAGAAAUUCCCCCAACUAACUUAUUGUUAUUGAUUAUAACACUGCCUGUCAGAUGUGAUUGCCUAUGGAACACAAGGUAAUUCAGAUCUGAUGAACUUAAAUUUAAGCAUUUGAUUACGUAAUUUGAAAUGUUACCAUCUCAGUGUUUAGAGACUAACCAAAUACUGCACAUCUUAAAUGACACUGUGUUUUAAAAUGCAUUAAAACGGCUUCAC
Messenger RNA from Engraulis encrasicolus (European anchovy), 3878 nucleotides. RefSeq names its product G protein-coupled receptor 61-like (gene gpr61l). Gene Ontology annotation, cellular component: signaling receptor complex; plasma membrane; endosome. The record is from RefSeq and is a predicted model, not a curated record. The coding region runs from base 1131 to 2567 and encodes 478 amino acids. Lineage: Eukaryota; Metazoa; Chordata; Actinopteri; Clupeiformes; Engraulidae. Gene Ontology annotation, biological process: G protein-coupled receptor signaling pathway. Gene Ontology annotation, molecular function: G protein-coupled receptor activity. The transcript has 7 exons.